CAAGCUCCACCUCUCUGUCACUGGCAUCUCCAUGUGCCCCAAUGACUGCAUGUGGUGUGGCUCCACACCCCAAUUUCCCUCUCCUCUCCUCUUAAAAACCUCCCUCUCCUCUCCACCAUUGUCCACACACAUAAAAAAAGGCAAACCAAAAUACCUACUCCACAUCUAACUAAUUCUACACCAGCUUAUAUAUUUAUACACACACACAUCUCCAUCUCCACAUCUCCAUUUCCAUUUCAGAGAGAGAGAGAGAGAGAAGGCCAAUCUUACUACCCCAAUUCCAUCCCCCUUUGCAUAUUCUCACUCACUCUCAAGUCUCAACUCAACUCAUCAAGAUAUCAUCAUCAUCAGAGAGGUUGUAGAAGCUACCUAGCUAGCUAGCUAGCCAAAAGAGAUAUCUUUCAGAAGAAAGGAAGGAAGAAGAAGAAGAAGCAAUGAGCAGUGGUGGUGGCUCCUCUCCAACAUCAUCCCCUUCUGUCUGCUCCAGAUCAUGGUCUAUAAGUGAGGAUUCGUUGAAGAGGUACGUGAGCUACGCGAGCGAGAGCUGCAUCCAGGAGCUCCUCGCCGCGUCGGACUCCGGCGGCGGCGGCGGCGGCGGCGACGAUGGGUGGAAGGUGCUCGCGUACUGCAACGGCGUGGAGAUAUCGAAGCGGCGGGCCGGGGCGGCGCACGUCUUCCGGAGCCGGUGGCUGCUGCACGCCGUCUCGCCGGGGAAGUUCAUGGCCGUCGCCAACGCCGUCGACGCCGCCAAGCAGUGGGAGUCGGACCUGGUGGACGCCCGGUACAUCAGGGAGCUGGGCGACGACCUGAGCAUCGUCCACCUCAAGCUCGGCGCCGACGCCUCCAAGCGCACCGCCGGCCUCUUCCGCCGCCGCGACGUCGUCGUCUACGAGCGCCGCCAGACCAUGGACGACGGCACGCUGGUGGUCGCCGUGGCGUCGCUGCCCAAGGAGAUCGCCGCGGGCCUCCUGCCCCCCGGCUCCUCCUCCGGCGCCCGCGGCGCCGGCCUGCUGCUCCAGUCCGGCUGGGUCGUCGAGAAGCUCGACGCCGGCGACGGCGGCGACGGCCCGCCCUGCUGCGUCGUCACCUACGUCGUGCAGCUCGACCCCGCCGCCGGGUGGCUGCCCCGGUGCUUCGUCAGCCGGCUCAACAGCAAGCUCGUCAUCAUGAUCGUCGCCAAGCUCAAGAAGAUGGCCCUCGCCACCAUGCACUCCGCCGCCGCCGACGACGGCGAGGUGAUGCCAUGAGUUUAGUUAGGAAGGAGAGAGAUCAUCUGGAUUAAUUAAUUCCGGCGAUCGAUCGAUGUGGCACUGUGGCUACAAGCUCGCCGUCGUCGUCGUCUUCGUACGUGAGUAAAUACGAUUUUGUAGAAGAGUGUGGUGUUGCGUGUGUGGAGGUGUUAUUUGUGACAUGCGUCGCUUGCAUGACAUGCGUUUCAGCAUCUCUCUAUAUAUAAAUAUGAACUUUGAGAGUGAGAA
Molecule: messenger RNA, 1478 nt
Organism: Oryza sativa Japonica Group (Japanese rice)
Lineage: Eukaryota; Viridiplantae; Streptophyta; Magnoliopsida; Poales; Poaceae
Molecular function (GO): lipid binding
Source: RefSeq, a predicted model, not a curated record